Molecule: messenger RNA, 981 nt
Organism: Talaromyces marneffei
Lineage: Eukaryota; Fungi; Ascomycota; Eurotiomycetes; Eurotiales; Trichocomaceae
Exons: 1
Coding region: 1-981 (326 amino acids)
Source: RefSeq, a predicted model, not a curated record
AUGGGUGUCAUGUGGUCUCAGUUUUUCCCGCCUCAGCCAACCUUGACAGAGGUCAACCUUCCUAGCCAGAAAGGCAAGGUCUUCAUAGUUACCGGCGGGUACUCUGGCGUUGGCUAUGAGCUCGUCACUAUGCUAUACCAAGCUGGAGGCAAAGUGUACCUUGCAGGCCGCUCGGAAGAUAAAGCAAACGCUGCUAUAGCCGAAAUCAAGGCUCUCCCGACAAAAGAUUCCUCAGAAGUCGGAGACGUUGUUUUCCUGCAUCUUUUGCUAGAUGACUUGACCACAAUCAAGCCCGCUGUGGAGAAGUUCACCUCAGCCGAGUCUAGACUAGACGUCUUGUUCAACAAUGCAGGUGUUUCUAACCCACCCAAGGGUUCUGUUUCUGCGCAGGGCCACGAAUUGCAACUAGCUACUAACGUUCUUGGACCGCACUUGCUUACUCAAUUGCUACUCCCGACCCUGUGUAACACAUCUAAAUCGCUUGCUCCGGGUAGCGUGCGCGUUGUUUUCACAAGCUCCAUCACUGACCAAGUACAAACACCAAAGUAUGGAAUUGAGCUAUCAGAGCUCGAAAAGCCAAUUCCUGACCCUCAACACAACUACACUAUCUCCAAGUUGGGUAAUUGGUACUUAGCUGAUGCGCUCGCUAAGCAAGCAGGCGGUGAUGGUAUUUUGACAGUCACUCAGAACCCCGGCAACCUGAAGAGUAACCUGACUCGCCAUCUCCCAUCCCAUGUGAUCAUGCUUGUUAGUCCACUGCUGCACCAUUCCAGGAAAGGUGCAUACACCGAACUUUGGGCCGGACUGUCACCUGAGCUGAAGAUUGAAGAUAAUGGCAAAUACAUCAUGCCCUGGGGUCGUAUUCACCCAAAUCCCAGGCGGGAUCUUCUGGAUACUAUGAAGACCAAGGAAGAUGGCGGCAACGGAGUUGCUGCUGCUUUUAUAGAAUUUGCAGAUGAACAAAUUGCAGAUUUCAGGUAG